This is a messenger RNA of Sinocyclocheilus rhinocerous, 3176 nucleotides long. Its product is annotated as dihydropyrimidinase-related protein 2-like. Bases 361 to 2178 code for a protein of 605 amino acids. Gene Ontology annotation, molecular function: hydrolase activity, acting on carbon-nitrogen (but not peptide) bonds, in cyclic amides. The transcript is spliced from 14 exons. The record is from RefSeq and is a predicted model, not a curated record. Gene Ontology annotation, cellular component: cytosol; cytoplasm. Lineage: Eukaryota; Metazoa; Chordata; Actinopteri; Cypriniformes; Cyprinidae.
UGACUGCAGAUAAAAGAAAUACAAACAAAAAUUAAGAGUCAUUAUCCAUUCUACGACUAAACCUAACAUACAUUUCUCUUUGUUUACCACAUCCAACGUGUGUUCACCAAACAUACAGAGCGAACGCUAACAAAGGUAGCCUAUCUCACAAUAGGCACUAAGACAAGUCAUCCGGGAAAGCGCCCUCAGAUAUGGACACAUUACAUCUUUAACCCUCAAAACCCCGCAUCACUUCCGCUGUUUCUCCUCUCAUCUCUCCAGCAGAGCGUCACCUCACCCUCAGUCGGUCUCGCGUCUAACAGCUCUCUAGCCGGAGGUUUACAUGCCUUUGCAUCCAUCUGAAAGUAUACACUGAGAGAAAUGUCUGCUGCCGGAGAUGUGCCUGCGUUCUUCCAGAACAUGGGACGCUCCAGCCCCAACCAGCCACGGCAGAAAUUCUGUGGCAUGUUCUGCCCAGUGGAGGGUUCGGUGGAGAACAAGACACUGGACUUUGACUUGCUGUCAUCAGGGAAAGGUCGAGUGAUCCAGAGGCAGAAGGAUAUCUCCAAACCACGAAAGGUGGAGAUCAGGAGAAGUACCGGAAAAGAGAUUCUGCAGAACCUAAACGACGAGUGCUGCGGUGUGAAAACAAUGGAUGCUCAUGGGCGUAUGGUGAUGCCGGGUGGCAUUGAUGUGCACACGCGCUUCCAGAUGCCUGACAGAGGCAUGACUGCUGCGGAUGAUUUCUAUCAAGGCACCCGUGCUGCGCUGGCUGGAGGAACCACCAUGAUCAUUGAUCAUGUGGUUCCUGAACCCGGGACGACUCUGAUCUCGGCCUUCAAUCAGUGGCGGGAAUGGGCGGAUAGCAAAGCGUGCUGUGAUUAUUCUCUUCAUGUGGACAUCACUGAAUGGCACAAGGGUGUUCUAGAGGAGAUGGAGGCGCUCGUCAAAGAUCACGGCGUUAACUCUUUCCUCGUCUACCUGGCUUACAAAGAUGUUUUCCAGCUCACUGAUUCCCAGAUCUACGAAGUGUUCAGUGUCAUCCGGGACCUCGGGGCCAUCGCUCAGGUCCACGCUGAGAACGGAGACAUCAUAGUCGAGGAGCAGCGCAGGAUUUUGGAGUUGGGUAUCACUGGACCAGAGGGACAUGUCCUCAGUCGACCAGAAGAGUUGGAGGCGGAGGCAGUGAACCGCUCCGUAACAGUGGCCAAUCAGACCAACUGCCCUCUUUACAUCACCAAGGUGAUGAGCAAGAGUGCCGCUGAUGUCAUUGCCCAGGCCAGGAAGAAAGGCACCGUUGUGUAUGGAGAGCCAAUCACAGCCAGUCUUGGCACUGACGGCUCGCACUAUUGGAGCAAGAACUGGGCCAAGGCUGCUGCCUACGUCACGUCCCCACCCUUGAGCCCGGAUCCCACCACACCAGACUAUCUCAACUCACUGCUGUCAUGUGGGGAUCUGCAGGUAACAGGAAGCGCUCACUGCACCUUUAACACCGCCCAGAGAGCUGUGGGUAAAGACGACUUUACCCUCAUCCCUGAAGGAACCAAUGGCACUGAGGAAAGGAUGUCCAUCAUCUGGGACAAAUGUGUGGUAACUGGAAAAAUGGACGAAAAUCAGUUUGUGGCCGUCACCAGUACCAACGCCGCUAAGAUCUUCAACUUGUACCCGCGCAAGGGCCGCAUCGCAGUGGGUUCAGACGCCGAUCUGGUUCUGUGGGACCCUGAACUCACGAAGAUCAUCUCAGCGAAGAGCCACAAUCUGGCGGUGGAGUACAACAUCUUCGAGGGCACUGAGGUGCGUGGGUCGCCUCUGGUGGUCAUCAGCCAGGGAAAGAUUGUGCUGGAGGAUGGGAACCUCCACACCACUGAGGGAUCCGGCCGCUACGUGACCCGCAAGCCCUUCCCUGACUAUGUCUACAAGAGGAUAAAGGCUCGCAGCAGGCUGGCUGAACUGAGGGGCGUCCCACGGGGUCUCUACGACGGGCCGGUCUGUGAAGUCUCAGUGACGCCCAAAGCUAUGACCCCUGCUUCCUCUGCCAAAACCUCUCCUGCCAAGCAGCCCGAUCAACCGGUCCGCAACCUGCACCAGUCUGGCUUCAGCCUCUCCGGUGCUCAGAUUGACGACAACAUCCCCCGCCGCAACACCCAGCGCAUUGUUGCGCCCCCUGGUGGCAGGACCAACAUCACCAGCCUGGGCUAGAUGAUCUCCCUCAGCCUGACAGGAGAAUAGGGGGUUGGGGGGGAGGGGUGUCUAUAACGGAGGUGUUUGCUGAGACCACCAUGUCACAUCAAGAACAGGGCCUAUGAUUCUCCACUCCCUAGUCUCCCAACCCCUGAGCUCCAUCCCGAUUCCCUUGUUUUUCUUUUCCCAACCUUACACCACUUCCUAAAGGAGACAUCUAGAGAAAAAAAGCAUUUGCCUCAUGUGAAGAGAGAAGGAAAAAAUGUAACAUCCACAUUUGAGCACUUCUGAUUGUAUGAUUUUUAUACUGUACUUUCGACCCACCACGAGUCAUGUUAUUAUUUUUGUAUUUAACUUUAUUUGCUUUUUGAAAUCAGAGGGAUCAAGUGUGUGUAUUAGAGAAGCUGUUUGUCAUUGUUACUUAUUAACAAGGCAGUGGUUAGAGUACUGGGUUUCUUGUGUCAUUGUUUGUGGCUAAAAGUCUAUUAAGACUUUUAAGUCUACUACAUUAGGAAUGUCUUUAUUUUUGGGAAUCUUUUACUAAGUUUUUUUGUUUUUACUCAAACAAGCCGUUUACAUCAUUGUGAACACCUGACCGUAUUCCGCCCGUGCCCUUUCCGUGGCAUUCAAUGCGAUCAUUUCUGUACCAGUCAAUAAAAGAAAGCUUUUCCAGUGGUUGCUGAUUAAAAACCAUGUGUUGUUUCACAACCAGAGAUGUGUAAUUAACACUGUUAAUGUUACUGAAGAAGAAACCGCAUGUAAAAACAAGCAGCUUAGCAAUGUUGGAGAAAAUAAGAGAGGACCACAAAUGAUUCUAGCUGGAAACCUUCCUUGUUCUAGCCUCAAACUCUUUUUUUUCGCACAUGCUGCUUUAAUACCCAAAGGCUAAGAAGAGGAUAAAGUCAAGGUUGUAUUUGGCCAUGAAAAAUAGUGGGCUGUUUAGCUACUGUGAGGACUAUUGAGAACUUAAAAGGUGUUAUCUAUGGAAGGUUGAUUCCGUCACGGGAUAAAAAAAA